Haliaeetus leucocephalus (bald eagle) is the source of this 789-nucleotide messenger RNA. It is a transcript of the gene NXPH3, whose product is annotated as neurexophilin 3. Gene Ontology annotation, molecular function: signaling receptor binding. Bases 1 to 789 code for a protein of 262 amino acids. Lineage: Eukaryota; Metazoa; Chordata; Aves; Accipitriformes; Accipitridae. The transcript has 2 exons. The record is from RefSeq and is a predicted model, not a curated record.
AUGCAUCUUCCCCGGAGCUGCAUCGUCCUCCUCAUCCAGGGGAGCAUCUCUCUGCUGGUGAUUUGUGGCCAAGAAGAACCAGGGAAAGGUGCAGAGCAACAUGAACCCAAGACCCAGGAGAGAGCUCAAGUGCAGAAGACGAGAGGGCUGCUCUCUCCAAAGUCCCUGUUAACUCCAACCUUACUGCAGAAUAUGACCCUCCUGGAGCUGGUGAGCAGUUCACGGGAGUUAUGGGAUAUCCUGGACAACCUGUCUGAGCGAAACCGUGCUCCACACCCCAGAGGACAGAGGGACUUGGGGCCAGCCUCAGGCAAGCUUAAAAAAAUUUUUGGCUGGGGAGAUUUCUAUUCCAAUAUCAAGACGGUGAAGUUGAACCUCUUGAUCACUGGAAAGGUGGUUGAUCACGGCAACGGCACAGUCAACGUCUUCUUCCGACACAACUCUACCGGGCAAGGGAACAUCUCCGUCAGCCUCGUCCCCCCUACCAAGGCAGUAGAGUUUGACCUGGAGCAACAGAUCUUCAUCGAGGCCAAAGAAUCCAAAAUCUUCAACUGCCGCGUGGAGUACGAGAAAGUGGAUCGCGCCAAGAAGACCACGCUCUGCACUUACGACCCAUCUAAGACCUGCUACCACGAGCACACCCAAAGUCACGUCUCCUGGGUCUGCUCGAAGCCUUUCAAAGUCAUCUGCAUCUAUAUCACCUUCUACAGCAUAGACUACAGGCUCGUGCAGAAAGUGUGUCCCGAUUACAACUAUCACAGCGACGUACCCUACUACCCCUCGGGAUGA